AUGCUAUUGCUUACGUCAUCGCACCAUCAGAAACUGUAUGGACAAAGGUUGGAUUUGGAUAUUAAUGAGGAUGUUCCCCACUUGUGGAGUGCAGGCUGGCUUGCCAGCAGGCAGAUCCGAAGGCCAAUGGGGUUCUUCAACAGCAGUUGUCAUCAUAAAGACCUGCUAUUGAAUCAGCUUCAGCUGGUUGAGUGGGAAGAUGGAGAAAAGCAUCAUUUGAUCAAGCACACCCCAUAUACAAUCGUCAUGGUUAUACGUUCCCCUCACAGCGAUCCCAUAGUCAGCGGCUCAAGAAAGUACAAGAUUAGCAAUAAGCUCGUUCCUGCAUUGAAAGCGCUUCGCCACAAGCAGUCCUAUAACUGGAAUGAUCCCAUCAGGUGCGUCGAGACCCUGAGCUCCAUUGCCGUUGCCUCUCACAAAGCCAAUCAUUACUUCAGGAACAACAAGGACUGCUACGUCUUCCUUGAGCCCACUGUGCGGAGGUUUGCCUUCAUGGCUCAUGGCGGCGUUUGGGAACAUGAGCAACAUGUCAAGAAACUCAAUGAAAGGGCUAUUGCGAGGAUUGAAAAUUCCUUCCUUUCUUGUGGAAAACUCGGCGUAAAUAUGUUUUGGGCAGAGUUCGAGCUCAAGAAAUAA
Cantharellus anzutake is the source of this 636-nucleotide messenger RNA. RefSeq lists its product as uncharacterized. The record is from RefSeq and is a predicted model, not a curated record. The transcript has 6 exons. Bases 1 to 636 code for a protein of 211 amino acids. NCBI's taxonomy places the organism in Eukaryota, Fungi, Basidiomycota, Agaricomycetes, Cantharellales, Hydnaceae.